AUGGGCGUGGUGACUGGAGAUAUUCUGGUCAACGGCAUUCCCAGAGACCAGUCUUUCCAGCGAAAGGCUGGGUACGUUCAGCAACAAGACAUUCACCUCGAGACAUCCACUGUUAGGGAAGCCUUGCAAUUCAGUGCCAUGCUACGCCAGCCAGCAUCUGUCAGCAAGCAAGAGAAGUACGACUAUGUCGAAGAGGUGAUUGGGCUUUUAGAGAUAGAGGCCUAUGCAGAUGCCAUUGUUGGAGUGCCCGGAGAAGGCUUGAAUGUCGAGCAGAGAAAACGACUGACCAUCGGCGUCGAGCUCGCCGCGAAACCCGAUCUCCUCCUUUUUCUCGACGAACCGACAUCAGGCCUCGACAGCCAGACAGCAUGGUCAAUCUUAUCACUGAUCCGAAAGCUCUCCGAAAACGGCCAAGCCAUCCUCGUGACAAUCCACCAACCUUCCGCUCUCUUAUUCCAGCAAUUUGACCGUCUUCUUCUCCUCGCACACGGCGGGAGAACAGUCUACUUUGGCGACAUUGGCGAGAACUCCCGCGUGCUCACGAGCUACUUUGAGCAGUACGGAGCAACACCCUGCGGACAGGACGAGAACCCUGCCGAAUGGAUGCUAAAAGUCAUCGGCGCCGCGCCGGGCGCCAAGGCCGAGAGAGAUUGGCCCGGUACUUGGAAGGAGAGCCAUGAGUAUGCCGAGAUGCGCCGCGAGCUCGAACGUCUGGAGCAGGGGUUAGCGACCAAUGGUUCAACGACAAGUCACGAUGAGAUGUCUACUUAUGCUGCGCCGUUCCAUGUUCAGCUUGUAUUGUGCACUGAGAGAGUCUUCCGACAGUAUUGGCGCACGCCGUCGUACAUUUACUCCAAGUUGAUCCUGUCUGGUGGCACGAGUUUGUUCAUCGGCGUGUCUUUCUACAACUCGCCACUCACAAUGCAAGGCCUCCAAAGUCAGAUGUUCUCCAUUUUCAUGUUGUUGGUGGUCUUUGCUUUUCUCGUCUACCAGACGAUGCCCAACUUCAUCCUGCAACGCGAGCAAUAUGAGGCGAGAGAGCGCGCCUCUAAGGCGUACUCUUGGUACGUGUUCGUGCUGGUCAACAUCAUUGUCGAACUUCCCUGGAACACCUUGGCUGCUAUCGUGAUCUUCUUCCCAUUCUACUAUCUCGUCGGCAUGUAUCGCAAUGCUAUCCCAACGGACGCGGUUACGGAACGUGGCGGCCUCAUGUUCCUCCUCAUCUGGGCCUUCAUGCUCUUUGAGUCGACUUUUGCCGAUAUGGUGGUCGCCGGUGUACCGACGGCGGAGAUUGGCGCAACUGUUUCUCUCCUACUCUUCGCCCUGUGUCUGAUCUUUUGCGGUGUCAUUGUACCGAUCGACGCCCUUCCGGGAUUCUGGAAGUUCAUGUACCGCGUUUCACCCUUGACCUACCUCGUUGAGGGUCUCUUGUCAACGGGGCUAGCACACAACAAAGUUGAGUGCUCUCAACUCGAGCUGUUGCAGUUCAGUCCGGCAAAUGGAACCGCGUGUGGUGAUUACAUGGCGCCGUACAUGCAAAUGGCCGGCGGCAGUGUCUUCAACCCUAACAGUACCGACGCCUGCCAAUUCUGUCCACUGGCUACGACAGAUGAAUUCUUGGCUACCACUUCUACGUCGUAUGGCAAACGAUGGCGGUCGUAUGGGUUGAUGUGGGUCUACAUAAUCUUCAAUCUGUUUGCAGCUUUGUCGCUGUACUGGCUGGCUCGGGUGCCGAAGAAGCACUCACUGGCUCAACUUUGGAAGAAGAAGUCUUCCUAA
Messenger RNA from Colletotrichum spaethianum, 1779 nucleotides. Its product is annotated as ZEB2-regulated ABC transporter 1. The record is from RefSeq and is a predicted model, not a curated record. Lineage: Eukaryota; Fungi; Ascomycota; Sordariomycetes; Glomerellales; Glomerellaceae. Bases 1 to 1779 code for a protein of 592 amino acids. Gene Ontology annotation, molecular function: ABC-type transporter activity; ATP binding; ATP hydrolysis activity. The transcript has 4 exons. Gene Ontology annotation, cellular component: membrane.